AUGGCCCCGCAACCAAUUCGUCCCGUCAGACCUGUACUAAUGGAGCCGCAGUUGUCUGUCGCGCACACGUGUGGCAUCACGCUCUCACCCGUCAAGCGUGGCUCGCGUGACAUCAUCGAUACACUCAAGCACCAAUGCGACUGUGCGCCACGCUCUGUCUCCAUGGGCGAAUAUGUGGCCAGUCCACGCGUUACGUCGGGACAAGUACAGGGGUUCGCGAAGGAGUCCGACUACCUUCUCUCCGAGCCAUCCUCGCUCUGGGGCUCUACUUUCACUCUAACCAACACCAUACUAGGCUCGGGAACACUCGCAGUGCCGUUCGCCAUCGCGUCGAGCGGAUGGUUGCUGGGCAACGCCAUCAUGUUAGCGAUCGCUAUGAUUACGCGAUAUUCCGUGCAUUUACUGCUGUCUGCAAGCGACCGAGCAGGCAGCAAUUGCGCCAAGACCUACGAGAGUCUCGGCCACUUCACUAUGGGCGCGUUUGGCACCAGAUUGGCAGAGUUUACCUUCAUCUUCGGGGGGUUUGGGACUCUCGUAAGCUACUUGAUUUUCGUCACGGACUUGUGCGCGGCUGUGCUUUCUGUAUCAGCGCAAGACAAGUGGACGAUCACAGUCACGUUGGUCGCAACUGUCGUGUUCCCUCUGUCUCUGAGUCGUCGUAUUGGCAAACUGUGGCUGGCUUCUGUCCUCGCUAUUCUGUCCAUCGGCUACGUCGUGGCGUUCGUUCUAGUGGCCUUCCUCGCUGUGUAUAAUGCGGACACAGCGUCGAUUGGACAAGGUGUGCAGGCUGUCCGUAUUGAUCCGGGAAGUGUGUAUACAGUGACGCUAUUAAUCUCUGCAUUUGCAUGCCACAACACGGCGUUGCCAGUGUACGAAGAACUGAAAGACCGGACGUUGCCCCGGAUGAACCGAGCAGUCAUUGGAGCUAUCAGCGUCGCGUUUGUACUGUACGAAGUCAUUUCGCUCUGUGGAUAUCUGCAGUUUGGAUCGGAGACCAAGGACAAUAUCUUGCUCAACUUCUCGUCGGAUUAUGUGGCACAACACAAGUCUGUGAAGGUUCCUCUGCUGAUUGGACAGUUGUGUAUGGCCCUGGCGUUGGUGCUCACGACUCCAAUUGCCAUGUGGCCAUUCCGUUCGUGUGUCUUGAGUGUGUAUCUGCGCGUGAAGAAUGGCGUACAGACUCCUAGUCAUGAGGCUACGUACAAGGAGUAUAUUGGAGUCACAGUGCUGAGUCUGACUCUCAUCUUGACGUGCAGUAUCUUCGUGCCGUCUGUCAAGAUCCCUUUGAGUAUCGUGGGUUCAGUGUCGGGGUCAUUAUUGAUCUUCGUUAUGCCGGCGUUGUUCUUCCUGCUGCAGUCCACAGGCCCCAUGAUUAGUCGUGAACACGCAGGUCCAUUGCUUAUGCUCGGUGCAGGUGUGGUGAUCGGCGUUGUGGGUCUCUCGUUGACACUGUUCAAGCUGUAUCGUGAAUAUUCUUAA
Phytophthora infestans T30-4 is the source of this 1479-nucleotide messenger RNA. Its product is annotated as Amino Acid/Auxin Permease (AAAP) Family. Gene Ontology annotation, molecular function: amino acid transmembrane transporter activity. The coding region runs from base 1 to 1479 and encodes 492 amino acids. The transcript has 2 exons. Gene Ontology annotation, biological process: amino acid transmembrane transport. Lineage: Eukaryota; Oomycota; Peronosporomycetes; Peronosporales; Peronosporaceae. The record is from RefSeq and is a predicted model, not a curated record.